Lichtheimia ornata is the source of this 1506-nucleotide messenger RNA. RefSeq lists its product as uncharacterized. The record is from RefSeq and is a predicted model, not a curated record. Bases 1 to 1506 code for a protein of 501 amino acids. Gene Ontology annotation, molecular function: protein binding. NCBI's taxonomy places the organism in Eukaryota, Fungi, Mucoromycota, Mucoromycetes, Mucorales, Lichtheimiaceae. The transcript is spliced from 5 exons.
AUGUCUUUUCGCAAUCGACCUCCCUCGUCCAUGGCACAGCGACGAUCGAUGAAGGGCAAGAUUGGUGGGUACCUGAAACGGACCACGAUGGCUUCAUUGGCAACACUGGCCGAGCAGUUUGGAAACAUGCGACCCUAUAUUCGAGCGUCAGCAAGAUCCAGCGCAAGUCGAGAGGCAACGUUUCCAUUACCAAAAGAAUCAUCCACCACCACCAACACCAACGACAGAUCCAGUAUGAGUUGUACAACCAUCACCACUCCCAUUGAUGAAGGAUUCCAUCAGACACAACAAAAAGUCGCAGCUAUGGAUUCAUGGAUAGUGUGUGAUACAACAACAAAAACGAAAAUAGACCUCUUGAGCCGGAUGCCCGUCGAGAUACUACGAUCCAUCAUCCAAUGUUGCGAUUACAAGACCGUAUUGACAUUGAGCCUGGUGUCUUGGCAUUGGUAUCAUCUUUCAGUGGAUAAUGCGAUAUGGCGACAAUUGUAUUUGGGACACCCAGAAUGGAUUCCACAGCAACAAAUCACCACGUCAUCAUCAUCAUCAUCAUCGUCGCCUUGGAAACGACAUGAUCCCAGUGUGGAUUAUCGACAUGUAUACAACCAACGAUUUCAACUGGAACGACGAUGGGUCACAGGGGAUAAGCGGAUGUUGACAAUCCUUGGUCAUGCUGACAGCAUUUACUGCGUACAAUUUGAUGCACAAAAGAUCGUUACCGGCAGCCGUGAUCAUACUAUCAAAUGCUGGGAUAUGCAAGGUCGUUGUGUACGCACAUUGGUUGGUCAUACUGCAAGCGUAUUGUGCCUCCAAUAUGAUACCCAUUGCAUGGUGUCUGGAUCAUCCGAUCAUUCGGUUCUUGUUUGGGACAUGCAUACUUUUCGCCCUAUCCAACGCUUACUUGGUCAUACUUCAGGUGUUCUUGAUGUUGCAUUGGAUGAUUCAAUCAUUGCGAGUUGUUCAAAAGAUACCACCAUUCGUCUUUGGAGUCGUCAAGAGACUCGCCAUUUACGUACACUUCUUGGCCAUCGUGGGCCGGUGAAUGCUAUUCAAUUCCGUGGAUCGCGCCUUGUUUCAGCUUCAGGUGAUGCUGUCAUCAAACUUUGGGAUAUGAACACUGGUCAAUGUUUGCGGGACUUUGUGGGUCAUACACGUGGACUUGCAUGUAUUCGAUUCGAUGGGAAACGUAUCGUCAGUGGAAGCAAUGAUUUCAAAAUCAAAGUAUGGGACGCAGAAACGGGUCAAUGCUUGCAAACUUUGACAGGCCAUACCGGAUUAGUGCGUGCUUUGCAUUUCGAUCAAGAUAGGGUUGUCAGCGGUAGUUACGACCAAAGCAUCCGAGUUUGGGAUAUAAAUACUGGAGCAUUAUUGCAUCACUUUGAAGAUUGUCAUUCGAGCUGGGUGUUUGAUGUCACUUUUGAUAAAACCAAGAUUAUCAGCACAAGCCAAGACCAAAAGAUACUCAUCAUGGAUUUUGCAUACAAUCUUGAUACCCGCCACAUUAUUUGA